AGCGCGACCAAGAUCGCCUUUAAUUGCCUCUACAUGUGUGUAUCAUACGACGGCUGUGUCGCCUUUUGACCGCAUUAUGACAAAUAGACAGAUUUUUACUACGCCAGCAGCCGGCCAAUAACAGCUGCAGUGGUUAGCUGAGGCGCUAAAUGCUAGCUACCCCGGUAUGCUAGCUACCAGCGCGUCUUUGAGCUCACCGCUAGCUGCUAAUCUUGGUGCUGCUUUGCUAGCUCUGUAUAGCUUUAGGCACGGACGGAGUGAAAAACGUCCUGAUAUUAUCUGAUUAAAAUGAAUACUCCCUCAUGACCCGGUUAGGCUUUGACAGCAUCACAUAUUCUAUCUGGAAUAGUGUACAGGUUAUCAUAACAAUGUGUUCGCAUCCUAAAUCUUAAUAUUGCGUAUGUCUAAAAUAAAUACACCCAAAUCUGUUUUAACAUCUCCCUAACAAUACACGUUAAAGAGGCAUUAUCUGAUUUAAGAAGUUUGUCACCAGAUUGAAGUCAUAGAGGGAAAGUUGUGUAGGUUAGCAUCAUCCUGUUAUUCUGGUGCUCACUCAUACUGGCAUCAUUGUGGAUAAAAUAUAUAUAGUAUGCAAUUAUAGCUGGAUAAAAAUCAGUAUAGAUUGUUGGGCAAAAAUAAAAUGCUCUAGGGUUACUACCUUAAUAUGUGGUGUUCAUCUCCGGUAUGUAUGUAUCAAACCUUUAUCUAUCUGUUUAUCUGUGUGUGUGUGUAUGCUUAAAAAAUGCAUUCAUCACAAUGUGCAUGUGGGUCUCAAAUCAGCUAUUUGACAUGACAAACCUGAAUAGAAGUGCUGGCAUUACAGUAGUGAUAUAUGUAUCAUGGAAUAUUGCAUGUAGAACUGAAUAUGUUGGGUAUUACAACUGUGUUACUUUCUAAUUAUUUGCUCAUAUUAACAUGGGUUAUGUUGCUAUUGGCAUACUAACUAAGAACAGGUGUGGCUACUUCAUUCCAAUUAAAGUACACAUCGACUGAACCUGUGUUGCAAGUGUUGCAGAAUUUACCCUCCUGAUUUGCCUUUUACUUCUUUGUGUUUGGUCUGUCCAAAUAAAUCUACUGAUUGUGUCGGUUGGUUAUGGUAUCAGUUGCUGCACAACAGGUCUUCUUGACUAGCAGCGUAAAAAGAAGCACCGCCUGCAACCUUCAACUACAGCGGCGUGUCAGAAUAUUUGAAGAGCAGUGACAAGUGCAGUGCAUCAUUGCUUGUCAGGUUUGAUUCAUCUCCAGCACUGACUUAAUCCUCAAAGAUGAAGUUGAAAGAGGAUAUGAACCCCCUGCUGCUGCAGGUCUUCCGCUCUGUGGUCUGGGUCUACUCGGUCAUCACCUUCAUACCCUGGUACUUCUUCUCCGGUGCGGGCUCCAAUUUGGAACGGGCCGGUCGGAUCAAGGCCCGCUCAAUCAGUGGACACCCAGCAGGGCCUUACAGGGCCACCAACAGCCAAGAGAAGCUGGUGGCAUGGCUGCACCCCAAGGUGGACACCAUUGACAAAAUGUUUGAAUAUGCUGCAAGUCGGUUUCCAAAGAGGGACUGUCUGGGAACCAGAGAGGUGCUCAGUGAGGAGGAUGAGAUCCAGCCAAAUGGCAAGGUCUUCAAGAAGGUAAUUCUAGGGAACUAUAACUGGCUGUCUUACGAGGACACCUACGAGGCAGCAAAGUGUUUUGGCAGUGGUUUGGCAGCGCUCGGCCAGAGGCCUAAGUGUAACAUCGCCAUCUUCUGUGAGACCAGAGCAGAGUGGAUUGUAGCAGCACAAGCCUGCUUUAUGUACAAUUUCCCACUCGUGACCCUGUAUGCCACUCUUGGACCCACGGCCAUCGCUCACGGCCUGAACGAGACGGAGAUCACGCACAUCAUCACAAGCAAAGACCUGCUUCAGACCCGUCUCAAGGCUAUCCUGUGCGAUGUGCCGAGGCUGCAGUAUAUCAUUGUAGUCGACAGUAAACCCAAAAGCUGGCCAGACAUCCCCAGAGGCAUCAUGAUCUACAACAUGGACGCUGUGAAGGACAUGGGAUCCAAGCCUGACAACAUAGCAGUAGACCGCAGACAGCCAGAGUCAUUGGACAUCGCGGUCAUCAUGUACACCAGUGGCUCCACUGGCAUCCCCAAGGGAGUCAUGAUCUCCCAUGGCAACAUCAUAGCUGGCAUCACCGGCAUGGCUGAGCGUAUCCCAAACCUCAAUGAAACAGACACCUAUAUUGGCUACCUGCCAUUGGCGCAUGUUUUGGAGCUCAGCGCUGAACUGGUGUGCAUCUCUCACGGCUGUCGCAUCGGCUACUCCUCCCCUCAGACCCUAGCUGACCAGUCUACCAAGAUAAAGAAGGGCAGUAAAGGGGACACCAGUGUGCUGAAACCUACUCUCAUGGCUGCUGUACCAGAGAUCAUGGAUCGAAUCUACAAGAAUGUGAUGACCAAAGUGGAGGAAAUGAGCAAACUCCAGAAGACGCUCUUUGUGCUGGCCUACAACUACAAGAUGGAGCAGAUCUCCAAGGGCUACAGCACACCUCUCUGCGACAGUCUGGUGUUCAAACGGGUGCGUGCACUCUUGGGAGGGAACACGCGGGUGCUGCUUUCUGGCGGAGCUCCACUCUCAGCUGCCACACAGCGCUUCAUGAACAUCUGUCUGUGCUGCCCCGUGGGGCAGGGCUACGGGCUGACGGAGACCUGUGGAGCUGGCACCAUCAGCGAGAUUUGGGACUACAGCACAGGGCGGGUUGGUGCUCCAUUGGUUUGUUCAGAGAUCACACUGAAAGACUGGGAGGAGGGGGGUUACUACAGCACAGACAAGCCCAACCCACGGGGGGAAAUUUUGCUUGGCGGCCCCAAUGUAACGAUGGGUUACUACAAAAAUGAAACCAAGAACCGGGAGGACUUUUUUGUGGAUCAGAACGGCCAAAGAUGGUUCUGCACCGGAGACAUUGGAGAGUUCCACUCUGACGGAUGCCUUAAGAUCAUUGACCGCAAGAAGGACCUGGUGAAAUUGCAGGCGGGCGAGUAUGUCUCUCUAGGAAAAGUGGAGGCUGUUUUGAAGAACUGCUCACUCAUAGACAACAUCUGUGCUUACGCCAACAGCGACCAGUCGUAUGUGAUCAGCUUCGUGGUGCCUAACCACAAGCAGCUAAUGGCGCUGGCGCAGCAGAUGCAGGUGAGGGGCACAUGGGAGGAGAUGUGCAACAAUUCCCUGCUAGAGAAAGAAGUGCUCCGCAUCAUAACUGAGGCUGCUCUCUCAGCAAAAAUGGAGCGGUUUGAGAUCCCCAAGAAGAUCCGUCUGAGUCCUGAGCCCUGGACACCAGAGACUGGGUUGGUCACUGACGCAUUCAAACUGAAACGCAAGGAGCUCAAAACACACUACCAGGAAGACAUUGAGAGAAUGUACGGAGGAAAAUAACACCUACAAAAAACAACAAACAAACAUACAUAUAUAUAUAUAUAUAUAUAUAUAUAUAAAAAUAAAUAUAUAUAUACUUGCACACAUACACAAGGAGCUCAGAAGCCACUACCAGGAAUACACAGAGAGGAGUAAUACUUUAGAUACAGGAAACACAUAUUACAGACACAUAAAGCAUCUCAUGCGCCUCCUCCUCGGCUUCCCUGCGACCAGCUUCGAUCAAAAGAGGGGGAGAAAAACUCUUGAAUCCAGCUUAAAGCUCUCUGUCAAGACCAAACCGCAGUAGACACACAGACGACUGAACCAUCCGGACGAACUUACCGUUCCCCCUUUGAUGGAUUUAGCCCUUCGAGUUGCCAUGACAACCGAGGCGGCACACGAAGUCAGACGUCCGCUUGACUCGAAAGUGAAACAAAUGCCAGGCUAGACGUGUAUCUGGAUCAAUGUCAGCGCGCCCUAUCUGUUGCUUCACUUCCUCCACCCCUGCUCUCUGGAGCCUUCCACCAGCUCAGCGUGGUCGUCGACCCAUAGUGCAGAUACCUGGCAGGGAAACAUGGCAGCAUGAGCCUGAUAGAGGGGUCCCUCCUGGGCUGUAAGUGACAUUCAGGUGGGAUUCUUCGCAGAGAUCUCAUUUAUCUUUCUUUUUUUUUUCUCUUGUUUUUACUUGUCGUUAUGUUUCCUUCUUGUUUGGUUUAUCAGCUUUGAAACCCAUUUGACGAGUAUUUCUGUACACGAGAAAUCUGUGUUGCAAAGCCAUGAGAGAUUGAGCAGCAAGAUGUUUUUGAUUACUGUUUUUCUUACUGUUAUUUAAUUUUGUAUUUCUUUAUCCUCCUGUUUUAUACUGCCAAUUUGUUUACACUUCAUAUACUCUAAUGACCAUUGUUUAAAAGCUUUUUUUUUUUUUGUCUUUUCCACUCUUUUUUUUAUCUGCCCGCAUCCCAAAGUUUGUACAUUUGAGUGUCUGUUUACUGACUUGACGAGUCGAGGCGAUUCAGUCUUCUGUCCCUUCUGCUUUCGGCCUUUGCAGCAGGGUCAAACAUCAAUUGUAAAAGGCAUCCGUUGGGACAUUUUCUAUCCCUGCUCUUUGCCCUCAGCAUCAUUUUUUCCCCCCAUUUUAGCAGCCCCUGGAUGCCUCCCAACCUGUGUCUUAUUGAUUAUUUUGUUGGUUCCUUGACCUGCCGUAGCCCCCGCCACAUCUGCCACAUAUUCCUCCAGUCAUGACCAAUGCACCAUAUGGAUGUCUCCAAGGGAACUUUAGCCCAGCCUAGAAAAAUAGUUACAUUCGUUAGCUUUUUAUCGGUUACUUUUUGGCGCAACUGUAUAUGUUAUCCAUUCUCGACAUAGAUCUAGUUACUGUUACUUUUGUCUUUUUUACUUAUGGAUAUGAAAUACAAAUGAAUGUGCAAUAUUUAUACACAAAUUUAAUGUAGGAAGGAAGAAAAAAAACGCACAUACAGCAGCCCCUCCAUAGUGUAUGAAUGUUUAGGCCUGUUACUGAUAUUGGAAUACCUGCAGAAACACUUGCAUAAGAAUAAAGGAGAGGACGGUAGAGAGACACUGAUGGGGACGUGUAGAUGUAGCCCAUUUGAACGUACUGUGCUAAACAAUGUAAUGCUUUUUAAUAAGACUGUCAAGUGAAACAUGUUAUAUUUGGCAUGGUAGAACUUGCAUGUUGGAAAGUGCAACUGUACCAAAGCUCUUGAAUAUAAAUAUAUAUUUGAGAGAGAAAUGAAAAGGAUCACGCUCCAGUCGAACAACUGAAGAAAUUAAUUGUGAACACACUCCUUUAUUUAAGCGUGGGUGUAUAGCAUAAUCUCACAAGACCUCAUAUAUAGAAAGCAGAUUACAUUUCUGUAUCUUCAACUUGAUUUAUGUAUAUGACACUGUAUGUGCAAUGUAUAUACAAAGGGUCUUUCAACUGUUUGAAGUCAUGUAUAAACGAUAGAUUAAAUACUGUAGGUUUUCAGAUUGGUGGUGAAAUCCUCUGAAGGCAUCAGCGACACCCUUGCUUCAGUCUUUAUUUCUUAUCUACGACGGGCACAAGAUGUUUGCUCAGUGGUCCUUCGUAAGGGCCUAAUCUUUCCCACAGCUGCCCUCUUGGAAUGCGUCUCUUGCUUUGCUUGUACUGACAGACAUUUAGCAUUAAUAAAGGUACACCCAGGUACUCGAACUACUUCUCGACCCGCUUAACGCCGAAGAGUUAUUUUAGCAUGUAAAAAAACAAAACAAAAAAACAGAACUAUCAUGACGAGCUCUUCCCCCCUUCCUCUUUUUUAUAGCAGUUCUCUCUCCUGACAUUUCAGUGGAAAGUCAGUAGCUUACUGUGCUGUUUGCUGCUUCUUCCUCUGCCUGGCUAGAGGCGGCUAGUUGCCUUGUGACACACAUGAGCUGUCUUCAGGGGUCUUAAGAAUGUGAAGCACUCCCCAAUGUUCUGUUGAUAGCACACAAUGCCGUGUCCUGCUCCAUCCAUUUGAACUAAAGGUGAGGCGAAAACAGCCAGAGGUGCAAAAGACGUCUCCUGCUGUUUUCACUUUGCAUUGUAAAUAUGUCGAGAGGGGAUUCAAUCAAAAUACCAAUAAUUGUACAGGUGUAAAGUCUCCUAUUAACAUAUUUAAUAAUCUUUGUUACUGACCAGUUUUGGGGUCCUUGAUUGUUGUGGUUAAAGGCCCUGCGAGCCAGGCUAUUGCAAGUGUCUCCUUCCUUAUUUAUUUGUGAUUUGGCCUUGAAAAUCAUGUAAUGAAAUAAAAAAAGUUUGUGUUGUAAUUAC
Messenger RNA from Centropristis striata (black sea bass), 6168 nucleotides. RefSeq names its product acyl-CoA synthetase long chain family member 3b (gene acsl3b). Gene Ontology annotation, molecular function: long-chain fatty acid-CoA ligase activity. Gene Ontology annotation, cellular component: lipid droplet; endoplasmic reticulum; plasma membrane. The coding region runs from base 1266 to 3401 and encodes 711 amino acids. Lineage: Eukaryota; Metazoa; Chordata; Actinopteri; Perciformes; Serranidae. The record is from RefSeq and is a predicted model, not a curated record. Gene Ontology annotation, biological process: long-chain fatty-acyl-CoA metabolic process; long-chain fatty acid metabolic process; neuron differentiation. The transcript is spliced from 15 exons.